AGAGAAUGCAUUUCUAUUCACAUCGGCCAAGCAGGUGCACAGAUCGGAAAUGCCUGCUGGGAACUGUACUGCUUAGAGCAUAGCAUAGAUCAGAGUGGAUUUCUGGAUGAAUCAGUCGACCAAAAGAAAAUGGAUUCACAGUCGCUUCAAGCAUUCUAUUCCGAAUCCAACAAUGGGAAAUUCGUUCCUCGUGCCAUUUAUAUUGACCUCGAACCAACCGUACUU
Messenger RNA from Ostertagia ostertagi, 225 nucleotides. The record is from the annotation of a GenBank genome assembly. Lineage: Eukaryota; Metazoa; Nematoda; Chromadorea; Rhabditida; Trichostrongylidae.